Molecule: messenger RNA, 3004 nt
Organism: Ceutorhynchus assimilis (cabbage seed weevil)
Lineage: Eukaryota; Metazoa; Arthropoda; Insecta; Coleoptera; Curculionidae
Source: the annotation of a GenBank genome assembly
GUAGUGGGACUCCGUCUCUGUCUGUAAAUGUAAUGCCGUAUAGCCCUUCAAUUUUCGAAGCUAUUUCGUAAAGGUUUUUCUUUAUUUCCUCAACCAUUUUCCACUUUUAAAAUUAAAAAAACAAAACAGCCCCCUUUUUUUAAGGUUUAAAAGGCUAAAACAAAUUUUGGGGUUAUGUUGUUGUAACAAACAGCUGUUUUGUUUUUCGUCUUUGUCUAAUUUUAUUGGUUAAAAAAGGACAAAAAAUUAAAUAACACGCUGGCGCCAUCUAUUAUAUUUGAUUCGAAAUUCAAAAUGUUAAUUUUUAACCAAUCACAGAUGGGGAAAGUUUGAAGUUUGUAAUAUAAAUAAUACAAAAUUAAUUGUUUAAAUAUUUAAAUAUUGUUCAGUGUUGUUUCAGCUACGCAAGUAUGAGUUUCUAAUCUUCAACAGUAACUUUCACUUUAUUUAAAUUCUCGUUUGUGUGACAGUGUAUGUGAAUAUCAUGGAAAUCGAAGAGCCCCAAAUCCUCCUGGAAGAAACUUUUUACGUUUUAUCCAAAAAAUCAGACACGUUUAAAGUCCGUCUGACCCCCAAAGGUUUGCACUUGAUACAAGACCCAUUGAAAGAGCAAUUAGUCCUUCUAAAAGACAUCAUAGGAUGUCAGUGCUUACGAGGCAAAAAACGCUCUACUAGAAAUAAUUGCACUUGCCAGUCCUUACCAAGAUCCGACAGUUUACAAGUUGUCGAAGAAAACUCCUCUGAAAAGGACGACACUGAUGUAAGCGCUUAUUUGUAUAUUUACGCUUACAUUUUCCAAGGCCCCAAAAAACGUGAAAGAAAUAUAAUAACCUUAAGGUUUAGGUCUUUUGAUAAGCACGAGGAUAACCAUAAGGAGGCCCAAAGGUGGCGGUGCGCAAUCAAAAACUUAAUCAAAGGUGAACCAUUAAGUAAUUUGAAUGAGUCAAAGCAUAGGGAGACAAGAAGGCUGUUGGUGCUUUGCAAUCCUAAAAGUGGGGCCGGCAAAGGCAAGCAAAUAUUCCAACAGAAGGUGGCCCCAAUAUUGAACGAAGCGGAGAUUCCUUAUGAUUUGUACGUGACCAAGCAUUUCAAUUUUGCCAGGGAUUUUGUCAGGUGCAAUAAUUUGUUUCAGUGGACUGAAAUUAUUGCGGUAGGCGGCGACGGUAUAGUUUUCGAAAUAAUCAACGGCAUCUUCGAACGUCCGGACUGGGCGCAAAUAAUCAAAUCCAUACCCAUCGGAGUGGUACCCGGAGGUUCCGGCAACGGCCUGGCUCGCAGCAUAGCGCACCACUCGGCCGAACCCUAUUUACCAGCGCCUACUUUACCAGCAGCUUUAGCUGCAGUCAGGGGUACCAGCGAAUCCAUGGAUUUGGUUCGAGUCGAAACCGUUUCUCAGAUUGUCUAUUCGUUUUUGUCUAUUGGAUGGGGGUUGUUGUCUGAUAUCGAUAUCGAGAGCGAGAGGUUGAGGGUACUAGGCGGUACCAGGUUUACAGUAUGGUCGCUGGCACGUCUCAUUGGUCUGAGAUCUUACAAAGGAAAGCUGUGGUACCUUCCUGCAUCGACUGUGCCGGUUUCUUAUAAUUCCAUCAACAGUGAAAGAGAAGGUAGUACUUUGGAUUUUCCUGCCGAAAUACAUUUGGAGACGGAAGAAGGAAGGCCAAGGGUAGACUCAUGGUAUAGUGCUCAUUCUAGACGUAGUGCCUAUUUUUCGACCGGUGGUAGUUCAUAUCAAUCGACCACAGAUAGCGGAUUAGGAGACGGAGAUUUACCUUCAACAGUCACAAAUAGGCGCAUGUACGGACCAGCGCCUCAAUUACCAAGCGUAACAGCGCCUUUACCGGAAAAUUGGAAAUGUAUCGAAGGCCGAUUUGUGAUGGUUCAUGCCUCAUAUCAGACCCAUUUAGGCGAAGAUUGCUUGUUUGCACCUGAAGCUCGCUUAAACGACGGCCGUAUUUGGUUGCUGAUAGUCAAACACGGUGCCAGCAGGUCUCAAUUACUUCAAUUUCUUUUAGGUUUGACUACCGGCGCACACGCCAACGAAAACAGAGACGCCAGUAGCUAUAUUGAAUUGAUUCCGGUCAAUGCUUUCAGGAUAGAGCCCGAUAUGGGACAAAAUGGGUACAUAACUGUGGAUGGAGAACAUGUCGAGUACGGUCCAAUUCAAGCUGAAAUAUUUCCGGAACUUGCCCGAGUGAUGGUUCCCUGAUCCGAACAUUCCGUUUCGCUCGUUAGAAACGCUAAAAGGCUUAAGAAAAAAUCGAAGGUUGUGAUUCUGUCCACCAUGGAACCUCUCUUAAUCAGAUUAAAAUAUAUUUAGAAUUAAUUGGGGAUUUUCUGAUCCCACUUGUAAACAAUACUCAAGAUAUUUGUAAAUAUGGGGCUGUGAAAAACUAGUCGCAUUUUAGACGUUGCCUUUAAUUCAAUUUUGACCUCAAAAAUAUCAAAUGUUGCAUUUAUUAAAUCAAAAAGCUGUUUAGGUUUAAGUAAUUUCCAAUUCCGAUAUAAAUCAAAAUAUUAAUUAUUAUUAUGCCAAAUUAGGUUUAACUAUAAAUAUUGUACAUUUUUUCUUGUUGUCCAAUUUUUAGUGUCUAAUGAUGGUUGAUAAUAAAAUGUUUGUUUUUUUUAUUUUUUGAAUUCAAUUUCCUGUCCUAAUUUUAGGUAUAAAUCAUUCCCUAAAUAUAAUCAAAAUCAAAUUAUAUUUCAAAGAAAAAUUACAUAUACAAUUGUAUAUCAGUCACUGGAAAAAAUUUGUAUUAUAAAACUAAAAUUAAUUAUUAUUAAUGCCACACAAGAAUGUAUCAAAAAAAUACAAUUAUUAUUUGAUUUGUAUUUUUUCGAUAUCGUCUAAAAGUUUGCACAUUUGGUCGUCCAACUGUUCGGCGGGCUGAGAGUCCAAAGAGACUUUCAUCAGUUGUAGUUCGUCUACGUUUACCCUGUUUCGGUUCAGUCUUUCCAUUUUUUCUUCCACUCCACGGAUGAGGAAGGAUAAUAGUAAAUCCACUAC